Messenger RNA from Daucus carota subsp. sativus, 1219 nucleotides. RefSeq names its product transcription factor bHLH35. The transcript has 5 exons. Gene Ontology annotation, molecular function: sequence-specific DNA binding; protein dimerization activity; DNA-binding transcription factor activity. Gene Ontology annotation, cellular component: nucleus. The record is from RefSeq and is a predicted model, not a curated record. NCBI's taxonomy places the organism in Eukaryota, Viridiplantae, Streptophyta, Magnoliopsida, Apiales, Apiaceae. Gene Ontology annotation, biological process: regulation of DNA-templated transcription. The coding region runs from base 92 to 835 and encodes 247 amino acids.
CGUGGUAUUCAGGUUCGUCUCUAUAUAUAGCACGUAUGAACCACCUUCAGUCUUCACUCCCCUUUCACACACACAGAGAAAUAGCUGAGAAAUGGAGAGCUUGGAAGAUUUUACGCUCUACUGGGAAACCCAUCGCUAUCUUCAAACUGAAGAACUCGACAGUUUGGUACUGGAUGAGACAUUUUCAGCAUAUUAUGACUCUAGUUCACCGGAUGGAGCUCAGCAGUCCAGGGUGGCACCCAAAAACAUAGUUUCCGAGAGAAACCGAAGGAAGAAAUUGACCGAUAGACUCCAUGCUCUCCGAGCUGUUGUUCCUAACAUAAGUAAGCUGGACAGGGCAUCGAUUAUAAAAGAUGCAAUAAGCUAUAUUCAAGAAUUGCAAGAACAAGAGACAAGAAUUCAAGGUGAAAUAUCACAGCUAGAGUCCAUGGCUUCCAAUAAGACAGGGAACUCCUUUGAUGAUACAAUGAUACCGUUGACUAUGUCGAAGAAGAAGAGAACUGAUCAGCAGCAGCUCUUCUGUGACUAUUCUGGGGGUUCUAGGUCAUUACCAUCGCCUGUGCAAGUCACUGAGCUGAGGGUUUCCUAUGUGGGAAGAAAGACAGUUGUGGUGACCAUUACAUGCAGUAAAGAAAGGGACACCAUUGUUAGGCUUUGCGAAGCUUUCGAAUCAUUGAAGCUUAAAGUCAUUACCGCCAACAUUACCUCUAUCUCGGGGACCCUCUGGAAGACCGUCCUUGUUGAGGCACAGGAGGAGGAGAUAGAUAUCCUCAAGGCAAAAAUUGAAAAUGCAAUUGCAGCUCUGAAUUUCCCGGACAGUCCAAUAAGCUACUAAUUAAUUAACAAUGACCUGGAAAGAAGUAAUUAUAUGUCCUAAUUAAGAUUAUGUCCAUUUUUAAUUACCAGAUAUAUAGUUGAGAAUGUUCCUAUUGAAUUUCUGCUUCAUGUUGUCAUUGGAACUAAGUUAUAUCUGAGUAGUUUUCAGCUCUACUUUCAUCCUCCUGUGUCCUGAUUUGGAGUAUUAUAUCGUUGGGGGAAGUCCGAGUUUUACCUUUUUAUGCUUUUUUUUUUCUUCCCACCAUGAUGUGCCCAUCCAGGAAUGAAAAUUUCCAGAAUGAAGAGUAGUGAUUGGAGCUGUUUGUGUUCAUGUAUGUUACAUGUACUGUAUGUGUCAUGUAUGAAUAUUAAUAAAUAAAAAUGAGUAACCAUCAGUACUGGA